GGUUGCUCAGUCAUUCUGCUUCCGGCCACGGUCGUGAAAGGACGUAGGAUGGCUGGCUCUUCGCGAGCUGUGAUAACGGCCGAUUCUGGCCGCGGAACAUCGUUUUUGGACGGCCUGAAAGAUUACAGGAUUGUACUGCCGCCGCUGCCAACCGGAGAAGGACUGAAAACAAUGGUUGUUCUUCACUGCGACACCGCUGGAAGGCCUUACAGGAUAGAAGAUUUCCGCCAGCCGAUGAAAGAAGCCGGCGUCAUUGAACAGGUGGGCGGUAUCGGAGCGUACCAGAUGUCGCACGUCUGGUUAGUCAACUUCCGUAGUGAAGAAGCCAAGAAAAAGUUGCUCGACAUCGGGCAUAUUGUUGUUAAAGGGAAGACUUGCGUUGUCUUUGACCCUGAAAGGCAGGAAGUGCGGCUGAAGGUGCAUUGGUGUGCCUUCAACGUCAGCAACGAAACUCUGAGGCGGGCGUUCGCCGAGUACGGCGAAGUGAAAGAAGUUUCGAGCGAUAGAUGGAAGACCGGCGGGUUUGAAAACGCCGACUCGACCACUCGUGUUGUGCGGCUGGUUCUUCGAGAAGGUGCAAGCCUCGAGCGCAUACCCCAUCAGCUGCGUAUCGGGAACGGUACAGUAUUAGUCGUCGUGCCCGGGCGUGCGCCGAUAUGUCUCCGCUGCCGCAACACAGGCCACAUUAGGCGGGACUGCAAGGUGCCCAAGUGCAGCGAGUGCCACGCCUUCGGGCAUGAAGAGGCUGAAUGCACGAAGUCAUACGCCCGCGCCGCGACUCGAGGAACAUUCGGCGAUAAUAGUGAGCUGCACAUGGACGAGGAUGAAGCUGAGCAAGCUGCCUCCAACCCAGUGGUCGAGAGCCCAACGGCCGCAGCGCUGAGCGAUGAAAAGGAAGGCGCCAUGCCAGGGACUCGUGAGUCAGCGCCCAGCACCCCCAAGUCGGCAACCACGAGCAUGGAUACCAAUUCAUCGCAAGAUAUUCCACGCCCUUCUGAAAAAAGCAACGAGGAACCCAUGGAGUCUGACCCUGCGGCUGCGAAACGACGCCACGACGAUGUCAGUGCAAUGAGCCAGGAGCAACGAUUGCGUCUCCUAGACCGCCAGUGGGGCGUAGGUGAAGGGAAAAAGCAGCGUGUCACCAGCGGGCAACGAUCGUCGUCGCUUCCUCGCGACGACAACCCGAAGACCUAAUAAUGGAGGGACGGCACUACACGGCGCGGCGUUGUGCGCAUGAAGGUAAGCGCCGUACUGGCGGCCUGGUCUUGCUUAACGAUGGCGGCAUUUGAAAGACACCUCGUAGUAGCCACGCUUAAUGUCAGGGGUCUUUCAUCCAGGAGGAGGCAAAAUCAGCUGCUGAGACUCGUGACUGAGCAGGAAUUGGAUAUUGUAGCGAUACAAGAGACCAAAAUCGAGAGUCAAGACCAGACCGACAGAAUGGUGCUCUCGUUCAGUAGUCGGUAUGAUGUUUGCGUGUCUCAUGCCGUGGGUACCUCGGCAGGUUGCAUGCUGUUGAUUCGCCAGUCUCUGGGAGCGAUUGUGGAAAGAGUUGAGACUUGCGUUUUCGGUCGAUGGAUUGUCUGUGACAUCACACUUGCUGGUGUGGAAUUGCGUAUUAUCUGUAUUUACGCACACACUAACACGGAAGAGAGGCGAAACCUUUUUGAGACAGUCGGCAACCAUUGUGACACAGACCGUCUGCUUGUCUUACUUGGCGAUUUCAACUGCGUAAGCAUGGCACGCGACAAAACCAGUGCGACGCCCUACCGAGAUGCGA
This is a messenger RNA of Dermacentor albipictus, 1777 nucleotides long. RefSeq lists its product as uncharacterized. NCBI's taxonomy places the organism in Eukaryota, Metazoa, Arthropoda, Arachnida, Ixodida, Ixodidae. Gene Ontology annotation, molecular function: nucleic acid binding; zinc ion binding. The record is from RefSeq and is a predicted model, not a curated record.